GGCUCCCCUUAAUGACGGACUUUGUGCGCGACGACAAGCCGGCCGACUUCCUCCUCCCGGACAGCGUCAAAGGAUGGUUCUCCCAAAUGUAUACGCACAUGAUUGCCGGCAACAUCGAUGAGAUGGAUCGCUUGUACGACAAGGAGUUUGCUGCGUUGACCGCGAGCUACUUUAAGCAAAGUCCGUGGCCGGAACCGGACGGCGACGCCGUCAUGUCGCUCGUGGACGAAGACCCCGUUUUCUUGACGUUGUAUACGCAGAUCUACUACCGGCACAUGUUUUCCAAGCUCCAACCGACCCUCGAGUUCAACCACGCGUCGUGGGAGAAUUACGUUGCGAUUUUCGACGGCAUUCUCGAUGGCUCGCUCGUGUUGGAUGCGAUGCCGUCCCAGUGGCUGUUUGACAUUGUCGGCGAGUUCGUGUACCAGUACCAAACGUUUUGCCAAUACCGCGCCAAGCUGAAGACCGAAACGGAAGUCCCAUCCAUCUGGACAACUAAAGCGGUCCACUCGUAUUUGCACCGGCUUGUGAAGGCUUCCAACAUCAAAUCUAUCCUCGUCAACGGCGAGUCGGGCGACUCGACGCCAUCCGCGACGAGCCUCAAGGAACUGGGAUACUUUGCGCUCAUCUGUCUCAGCCGCGCCCAUGUUCUGACGGGCGACUACUACACAGCACUGCAGCUCUUGACCCCCAUCGACUUUUCCAAGCGCGACCAGAUCUACCUCAAGUCGUAUUCAUGCCACGUGUCAGUCUUUUAUCACCUCGGAUUUGCCCAGCUCAUGCUCGGCGACUUUGCGUCUGCCGUUCGUUCGUUUGUCAAGAUUAUCUUGCAAGUCCACCGCAACCGCGCGUAUUACUCCAAGUUUGCCGACUACGACCAGGUCAACAAACUGACGGAAAAGGCGCUCGCGCUCGUCGGGAUUGCCACGUACUUGGCCCCCGGCAACAACGUCGAAGAUCAAGUCCAUGCCUUGUUGCGUGAAAAGGUCGGCGACAAGCUGGCAGCAAUUCAAAAGGGCAACAUGCAGGCCCUGACCGAGCUGUUUGCUGCGUCCGCCCCCAAGUUUAUCCUGGCUGCCGUUGCCGCCGACGCCGAAGACGUAUCCAAGGAAGCACUCGCGUUCCAGACCAAGCUCUUCUUGGAACUUGUCCACCGCCAGUCGUCGUUGCCAGCGCUCCGAUCGUACAUCAAGCUGUACCGAUCGAUCGAAGCAGCCAAGUUGGCCCGAUUCCGGUCGUCGGAUGCACCAGAAUCAACGGUCGCGUCGGUUGUCGCCGAGUGCAUGCACCUCAAGGUCGUGUCCGAUUUAGUCAACUCGGACGUCCACUUUUACCUCUCGAACGACCUGAUCAAGAUCGACGAACAGAAGCGCGAGCAGCGCAACGGCCUGUACUUUUUGAGCCAAAUCGCCAAGCUCCAGCGGGUCGUCGACACUUGCCACGCGUCGGCGACGCAACUUUAGACGGCACAGGAUGGGAUAAAGGAUACGCAGUGUUUGUAUGGAUGGCGG
Messenger RNA from Aphanomyces invadans, 1511 nucleotides. RefSeq lists its product as hypothetical. The record is from RefSeq and is a predicted model, not a curated record. The coding region runs from base 12 to 1463 and encodes 483 amino acids. The transcript is spliced from 3 exons. Gene Ontology annotation, molecular function: translation initiation factor activity. NCBI's taxonomy places the organism in Eukaryota, Oomycota, Saprolegniomycetes, Saprolegniales, Verrucalvaceae. Gene Ontology annotation, biological process: translational initiation. Gene Ontology annotation, cellular component: cytoplasm; eukaryotic translation initiation factor 3 complex.